Molecule: messenger RNA, 648 nt
Organism: Egretta garzetta (little egret)
Lineage: Eukaryota; Metazoa; Chordata; Aves; Pelecaniformes; Ardeidae
Gene: RAMP3
Product: receptor activity modifying protein 3
Exons: 5
Coding region: 1-648 (215 amino acids)
Biological process (GO): cellular response to hormone stimulus; calcium ion transport; intracellular protein transport
Cellular component (GO): cell surface; signaling receptor complex; membrane
Molecular function (GO): coreceptor activity
Source: RefSeq, a predicted model, not a curated record
AUGCACGCACCUUUCGAAGGACAGACGGACAGACAGCUGCUGGCGUCGCAGGGCCGCGAGCUCCGCUCUCAAAUGGGGCGAGUUCCCAGAUGCCGCUGCCCCCCCGGCUCCACCGGUGAGCGCUUCGCUGUGACCCGAGCAGAGACGUGUCAUGCUGGACGCGGCGCACUGCGAGGCUGCAGGGCUGGUGAUGCUCCCCGAGCAGAGGGCGUAUGGAGUGCCGCCUGGGUUAAUGGUCUAAUGACGCUUGGAUUUGCAGGUGCACGUCAACAGACUAAUCUCUGCAAUGAAUCUCUCAUGUUAGAAAAGUUGCCUGCCUGUGGAAAAUCCUUUGAAGAGAUGAUGAAGAAAGUGGACUCUAAAAAGUGGUGCAACCUGACAGAAUUUAUCAUGUAUUAUGACAACUUUACCCAGUGCACCGAACGUGAAGCCAACAAUGCGAGUUGCUUUUGGCCAAACCCCCUCGCAGAGGGCUUUAUCACUGGAAUUCAUAAACAAUUCUUUUCAAACUGUACUUCAGAAAAGGUUCACUGGGAAGAUCCACCAGAUGAAAUUCUGAUAACCCUGAUCUUGAUCCCAGUCAUGUUGACAUGUGCCAUGAUAACACUGGUAGUAUGGUGCAGCAAGAGAAGUGAUAUCCUGGUGUAA